Didymodactylos carnosus is the source of this 2984-nucleotide messenger RNA. The record is from the annotation of a GenBank genome assembly. NCBI's taxonomy places the organism in Eukaryota, Metazoa, Rotifera, Eurotatoria, Philodinida, Philodinidae.
AAAAAUUUGAUUUUUAUGAUUUAACAAUUGAAAAUAUUCUAAAUUCUUAUAUUGAUCACUGUGAACAAAAAUUUGGUGCAAAAAUCUGUUCAUUUAUAUUCAAUUAUAUUAGUUCAUCACAAAUGGCUAUUGCUGAAGUCGAAUUAUUAGAUAUAUUGAGUUGUAAUAAUGAAUUUUUUCUUGAAUUAUAUUCAAAAGAUUUUUUACCAAAACAUUUGAGAUUUCCACCAUCACUCUGGUUAGCUGUCAAAAAUGAAAUCGAACCACUAUUAUCCGAACGAUAUGUCGAUAAAAAAUUAUUAAUAUGUUGGAGUCAUACAUUUAUUCGACGACAAAUGAAACAACGUUAUUUAAAAAAAGUUGAAAAUAUUCGAAUAUCUCAUCGUGAUAUAGCCAAUUAUUUUUUAGAAGCAUUUGUCGAGUCCAAACCAUUAAUUGAUAUGAAUAGAAAUUUUCAAAUACGAGAAGAUGAAGGUCGUCGAUUUAUUUCCCAACAACCAUUACUCUACUCAGAAACAUUAUAUAAUUAUAGAAGACUUAGUGAAUUAUGGUAUCAACUUAUGCAUUCAGGUGAUAUUGAUCGAUUAAAAGAGUAUACAAUAUGUUGUUUUGAAUAUUUAUUAGCAAAAAUUCAUGGUUUAUCUAUUGAACAAUUAUUAAGUGAAUUAGAAAUUAUUUUUAGUAAUAUAUUAGAUGCUGAUGUACUAUUAAUACAUUCAAUAUUAAAAAAUAUUCAAGAAAUUGUUACACAUGAUCCUAUAUUAUUAGCUGGUGAAUUAAUUAAUCGACUUAAAAAUAUUAAAGCCGAUUACAGUGAACAUAUUGAAAAUUUAUAUGCUCAAGCACAUGAUUGGUGUAAAUUGUAUGGUGCUCCCGUAUUUGUUCCACUCUCAUCAUGGUUAAACAGUAUUCCUCCAUUAAUAAUUAGCAUAUUACAUUGUCAAGAUGGCGUAAAUAAAAUUGCACCAACAACUUAUAAUCAACAUCUUUUUUGUACAACAAAAAAUCAUGAAAUUUGGAUGUAUCAUAUACCGUCAAAAAAAUUGGUUAAAAAAUUUUCUGGUCAUACAGCUUUUAUUAAUGUCAUCAAAUUAACUUAUAAUAGUAAAUUUUUGAUUAGUACAUCACUUGAUCAUAAAAUAAAAGUAUGGAAUUUAAAUUCAAGUGAUAUUGAAAAUACUUACAACAUUAAUCAAGAUGAAAUAUUAUGUUUGACUGUUUCACAUAACAAUGAUCAUAUUGUUACCGGAUCAAGAGAUCGUUUAGUAACAGUUUUACGUUUAGAAACAGGAGAAAUUGAACAUUCAAUUGAACAACAUACAGAUGCUGUUAUUUCUGUUGCAUUAACUCAAGAUGAUGCAAUUUUAUUAACAGCAUCAAAAGAUCAAACUGUUAAAAGAUGGAUAUUUCGUGGUAUGCAAGUUUUAGAAGUCAUACAAGCAAUUGGUAGUCCCGUUAAUCACAUGGUUAUAUCAUCAAAUGAUACAUUUAUUAUUAUUGCUUGUGAAGAUAAUACAGUACAAGUGAAAUCAUUAGUAACAUGUACACACAUUCAUUAUCUCGAGGGACAUACUAGUGAAGUGACAAGUUUAGCUGUUUCAAAUGAUUCAAUAUCAUGUUAUGUUGGUUGCAGCAAUGGUCAUUUAUACGUGUAUAAUCUUUGUUCAAAAGUACUACUAAGAACAUUGACACAUCAUGAAACAACUAUUAAUGAUAUAUUUGUGUCAGCCGAUGAUUGUUUUUUGUUUACGGCUGGUCAGAAUUCUAUCUACGUAUUAAAUAUUAAACAACGAUUGAAUAAUUAUAAAACAAAUUCGGACUCAUUAAAUGAUGAUAAACCAAUAACAAGUUUAGCUAUAUCAAAAGAAGGAGAUGUGGCUAUAUCUGGUUGUGAACAAGGUACAGUUAAAUUAUGGAAUUUAAUCGAUGGUGAACUAACUGAACACAUUAUUGAUCAUCGUAGUGCAGUGACACAAGUAGCUCUUUCACAUUCCUAUUUAUUUUCAUUAUCAGCAUCAAAAGAUUCUAGCAUUAAAGUAUAUGAUAAUGAACUUGGUGAAAUCAUAACAGAAUUUAAAGGUCAUUCAGCUCCAAUAGCUAAUGUUUGUAUAUUAGAAGAUAAUCGAAAAAUUCUUUCAUCAGAUGAACAAAAUUAUAUAAAAACCUGGUGGGCAAAUACUGGUGAAUUAAUUGAUUCCUACAAUAUUCCGUGUAAAAUAUUGGGUGUUUCACCAGAUGGUCACUAUGUUGUAUCCGGUAGUGGUGAUAAUGUUUUAAAAAUUUGGUCACUAGAUGAUGCACGUGUUGUACGUUCAAUUGAUCAUCCACAAGGUGCUAUAACGUGUAUAACAUUUGGAUCUGAUUCACAAUAUUUAUUAUCGGGUGGUGAGGAUUGUAGUUGUAAAUUAUGGGAAUUAGCGAGUGGAAAAUUAACGCAAGUAUUAGUUGAACAUGAAAAAUCAAUAACAGCUAUUGCUAUAACUCUAGAUGGCAAAUCAGUAUUAACUGGUGGUGCAGAUGGACAAGCAAUUAUUUGGUCAUUUAGAGAUGGUGCUGUUAUACAUAAAUUAUUGGGUCAUAAUGAUGCUAUAGUAUGUGUUGCAUUUACAACAGAUGGAACAGUAGCUGUUACAGCAUCUCAUGAUGGUCUAUUGUCAACAUGGUCAACAGUAACGGGUACUCAUUUAGCUGCAUUUCAUUUUAAUCAUAUUCUGAACAAAUUAUUAGUAUCACAAAAUGGUGCAAGAUAUGCAGCCAUUAUGGAAAAUAAUUCAUCUGUAGCAAUGAUUAGUUUAUUCAAUGUUCCAUGUAAUGAUUCAGCAAAAUUUUUACCUCGAACAAGUGAAAACAAUUAUAAUCCAAUAAUACCAAUUAAACUUAAACCGUCACUAUAUUCACACAAUUCUUGUCUACUAACAGGCUCAAGACAUAGUUCAAAAACAACAGAUCAAGGCGAUGUUGUAUUAGUAAGUAAUAAAAUAUAA